AUGUCAAAACCCACCCUAAUCUUUGCCCCCGGCGCCUGGUACCCCCCAACAGCCUUCGACCCCCUCAUCGCCAAACUCCCCGACUACACCUGCCACAUAAUCGCCUUCCCCGCCGUCCAGCAAGCAACGACCGUCACCGAUCUUCAACUGGACAUCAGCGCUGUCCGCACUCUCGUCGAGCAAGAAGCAGAUGCGGGGCGGGAUGUUGUAAUAGUCUUGCACAGCUGGGCUGGGUUACCAGUAAGCAGCGCGUUGGGUGGAUUGAGCAAGCAAGCACGGACGAAGGCAGGGAAAGAGGGAGGUGUUGUUAAGCUGGUGUUUAUCGCGGCGUUUGUACCGGAAGUCGGGGAGAGUUUGCUGGAUGCGUUUGGGGGACAGGCGGAGUGGAUGAUACGCGAUAUCGAAAACGGCACCGUAACCGCCAGCGACCCAUUCAACCGCUUCUUCCACGACGUCCCCGACGGUCAUGAAUGGACCAAAACUCUCCGCCCACAUGCCUGGGCUGCCAAAACCUCGCCUGCCACUGGCGCCGCCUACCUGGAGAUUCCCAACUCAUACCUGCUGUGUGAAGAUGAUCGUGCGAUCCUGCUGGCUGCGCAGGAGGCUAUGGUUGAGAGGGCGAGGUCGAAGGGGGCGGUGUUUGAAACGGAGAGGAUUAAGGCGGCUCAUACGCCUUGGUUGGUACCAGAGGUGAUGGGAGAGGUUGUGGGGUAUAUUAGAAGGCAGGCUGGGGAGGUGUUGUAG
Aspergillus chevalieri is the source of this 744-nucleotide messenger RNA. RefSeq names its product alpha/beta hydrolase. The coding region runs from base 1 to 744 and encodes 247 amino acids. The record is from RefSeq and is a predicted model, not a curated record. NCBI's taxonomy places the organism in Eukaryota, Fungi, Ascomycota, Eurotiomycetes, Eurotiales, Aspergillaceae. The transcript is spliced from 2 exons.